This is a messenger RNA of Durusdinium trenchii, 2370 nucleotides long. Lineage: Eukaryota; Dinophyceae; Suessiales; Symbiodiniaceae. The record is from the annotation of a GenBank genome assembly.
AUGAAAAGGACUUGGAUCGCCUGCUGCCUGCUCUUGGCUGCGACUGACGCAACUGGCGAAUGCAGCACUGAUGGAAGCUGCGUUGGCAAUUCCAGUGACGAGGCAGGACUCAUCCAGUUCCUUCCGGGCCAGUCCGAAUUCCUGAAGGCGCCGCGCACCACACGGAUCCACCGCGGCGUGACGCGCGGCGCGUAUCACGCGGCGAAGAUCUUCGACUCCGCAGGCUCUCUGGGUGAUGUCACGGGAUUCUCAGCACACGGGAGCGAGCUGAAUGUGAGUUGUGGAAAGGCCUUGGUGAGCUUGACCUUCAUCUCUGAAGGUACCUUGCGCCUGCGCCUCAGCGUCCAUGGAGACCACUUCCCAGGGCCUGACGAUGGGGAGAUCGUGACGAUGCCGAAACAUGGAGAUCGUCCCAGCGCGCACUUCGUGAAGAGUUCCAGCGGCUUCACCUUCCAUUCCGGCGCCUUGCGCGUGACGGGAUCCUUAAAGCCCUUGAAGCUCCAAUUGCAUCAGGGUGACAGGUUGCUCUGGAGCGAAGAGAGGCCCAUGAGCUGGAACACCACCAGCACUUGGCAAAGCUUCACCGAGCUGAGCGCAACCGGACGCUUCUACGGGGGAGGCAUGCAGAACGGCUACUCCUACGACCAUACGGGGCGUUUGGUGAUCAUCCAAGAGCCAGGAGAUGACGAUGGCUGGGACGCUGGAGCACGGGCGAACCCUGUGCCCUUCUUCAUGUCCUCCACAGGCUAUGGCUGCCUUCGGAACACCUUCAUGCCUGGCAAUUACAACUUCUCCUCGCCGGCCACGUUUUCACACGAUGAGAAAGGCCUGGAUGCCUUUUACUUCGUGGGGUCGAUGAAGGAGAUCUUAAGGCGGUACACCAAGUUGGCAGGAAAGCCCUUCCUACCACCCACCUGGGGGCUCUUCAUGGGGGAUUCCGACUGCUACAACAAUCAGCGCCACCAAUACAACACCUCCAGCGUUCUUGCCGUGGCAGAGAAUUACACGGUCCACAACAUGCCAAGAGGUUGGAUGUUGGUGAACGAUGGCUAUGGUUGUGGCUAUACCACCCGCAAGAUGCUCGUUGAGACCCAGGAGGACUUGGCGCAGCAAGGCCUGCGGAUGGGUCUUUGGACGUCGACGGGCUUGGACCAAGCACAUUGGGAGGUCUCCAAGGCCCAUAGCCGCGUCAUCAAGACCGAUGUGGCCUGGGUUUGGUGGGGUUACAAGUUUGGACUGGACGCUGUCAAGCUGGCGUCCAAGAUUGUGAUUGAGAGCAGUGAUGCCCGUCCUUUUACGUGGACUGUUUGUGGCUGGGCUGGUACGCAGAAGUAUGCUGUGGUGUGGACUGGUGACAAUUCUGGUAGCUGGGACUUCAUCCGCAUGCAGAUCCCCACCAUUGUGGGUGCCGGCCUCAGCGGUUUAGCCCACGCCAGUGGGGACGUGGAUGGCAUCUUCUACGGCAGUGCCGAGACCUAUGCUCGGGAUUUACAGUGGAAGACCUUCCUGACUGUGUCGAUGUACAUGAGUGGCUGGGCGCCCCAUGAUAAGCAGCCUUGGGCUUUUGGCGAGCCUUACACGAGUUACAAUCGAAAAUGGCUGCAACUCCGAGCGCGCCUGACUCCAUAUUUAUAUUCCUUGUCCUUCCACGCUCACGUCACUGGUCUCCCUCCAGUGCGUGCCAUGGAGCUGGAAUUCCCCGAAGAGUCGCAGACUUGGACGAUGAGCACGAGGAGUUCGCUGGCUUACCAGUUCAUGUCUGGGCCGUUCUUUUUGGUGGCGCCGGUCUAUGAGAAUAGCACCACACGCUCAGACAUCCUCCUGCCCACGGGCGAAUGGAUUGACUUCUUCGAUGAGAAUCGACGGCUUCAAGGGCCAAGCAUCCAAACAAUGCACUGCCCGCUGCAGGAGAUGCCAGUCUUUGUUCGCAGUGGAGCCAUCAUUCCAAUGUGGCCACUCUUGAACUUCUUCGGCGAGAAGAGGGUUCAUGUACUGACCUUGGACUUGUAUCCUGGUGCAUCCUCCAGCUUCAAGCUCUACGAAGAUGAUGGGAUGACUCGAGCCUACAGCCACGGCCACUUCGCGACGCAGCUCUUCGAGCUCAGCUCCUCUGCGGGGAGAAUCAAGUUCUGCAUUGGUGCAAGCAAGGGGAGCUACGAUGGGAAGUUGUCGGCCAGAUCCUAUUGGUUGCAGGUGCACGCAGUUCCUGGCGAAACGACGUCCUCAGUGACUUUCGGCGAUGAGCCUUUGCACAAGCUGGAGGAGUGCAAGGAACAUGGAAGCCCCGGCUGGUGUACUUCAGGCCACACGGUCUAUGUGAAAACACCUUUGCUGAAAGAAACCGAAGCCAUGUGUGUCUCCCUCUCCUGA